Molecule: messenger RNA, 948 nt
Organism: Lepus europaeus (European hare)
Lineage: Eukaryota; Metazoa; Chordata; Mammalia; Lagomorpha; Leporidae
Product: olfactory receptor 2A12-like
Exons: 1
Coding region: 1-948 (315 amino acids)
Biological process (GO): G protein-coupled receptor signaling pathway
Cellular component (GO): membrane
Molecular function (GO): olfactory receptor activity; G protein-coupled receptor activity
Source: RefSeq, a predicted model, not a curated record
AUGCAGGACUUCCCCUGGAAAAACCACAGUUCUGUGUCUGAGUUCAUCCUUCUGGGCUUCUCCAGGGAUCCCAAAGUUAACAUAAUCCUCUUCAACAUCUUCUUCUUCCUCUACCUCUCUACACUUGUGGGCAAUGGGCUCAUUGUCACCUUGAUCCACCUGGACUUCCAGCUCCACACACCCAUGUACUUCUUCCUCAGUGUUCUUUCCAUGCUGGACAUGAGCUAUGUCACCACCACUGUGCCCCAGAUGUUGGUGCAUUUGGUCUCUCUGAAAAAAACUAUCUCUUAUGCUGGCUGUGUUGCCCAGAUGUACAUCUUUCUGGUGUUGGGCAUCACUGAGGGCUGGCUUUUCUCUGUCAUGGCCUAUGAUAGAUAUGUGGCUAUCUGCCACCCACUAAGGUACAAGAUUAUCAUGAGUCCAGGGUUGUGUGGGGCAAUGGUAGUCUUUUGUGGACUGUGGGGUAUCAGCUGUUCCUUAGUCUACACUGUCUUUACCAUGCGCCUGCCUUACUGUGGUCCCAAUGAGAUCAACCACUUCUUCUGUGAGGUCCCCGCAGUUCUGAAGCUGGCCUGUGCAGACACAUCUCUCAAUGACCGAGUAGAUUUCAUCCUGGGUUUCAUUCUUCUACUGGUACCUCUCUUCUUCAUCCUGGCCUCAUAUGUCCGCAUCUUUUCCACCAUCUUGAAGAUCCGCUCAGCCCAAGGUCGACUCAAGGCCUUCUCCACUUGCGCAUCCCACAUCGCUGUGGUCACCAUGUUCUGUGGACCUGCCAUGUUUAUGUACAUGAACCCUGGAGCCAAUGCCUCCCCAGAGAGAGACAAGAAACUGGCUCUGUUCUACAAUGUUAUCUCUGCCUUUCUCAACCCCAUAAUCUACAGCCUCAGAAACAAAGAUGUGAAGAGAGCUUUCCUCAAAGUAACAGGCUGGGGCAGGGCCCUUGAGUGA